Messenger RNA from Kluyveromyces marxianus DMKU3-1042, 1569 nucleotides. RefSeq names its product aspartate kinase (gene HOM3). Lineage: Eukaryota; Fungi; Ascomycota; Saccharomycetes; Saccharomycetales; Saccharomycetaceae. The record is from RefSeq and is a predicted model, not a curated record. Gene Ontology annotation, molecular function: aspartate kinase activity. The transcript has a single exon. Gene Ontology annotation, biological process: amino acid biosynthetic process. Bases 1 to 1569 code for a protein of 522 amino acids.
AUGAUUGAUACUACUAAUUGGAUCGUUCAAAAAUUUGGUGGUACCAGUAUCGGUAAGUUUUCGGAGCAAAUAGUGAAUGAGAUUAUCAAAGUUUACUCUCAAGAGUACGAUAAUAAUGUUGCAGUAGUUUGUUCCGCAAGGUCUUCUUAUACAAAGGCCGAAGGUACCACUUCGAGAUUAUUGCUGGCCUGCGAAUUAGCUUCGAACAACAACUACGAAUAUAAAAACGUUCUUGAUUUGGUCGAAAAGGAUCAUCUUGCAAACGCAAAAGAACAUAUAAAGGACAUCACCAUCCAGGAGACGUUAAUAGAAGAUUCCCAGAAAGAAAUCAAUGUUGUGAGAAGAUAUUUGGAUGCAUCGCAAGUUUUGGGUGAAGUGUCUACCAGAACUUUGGAUUUGGUCAUGUCCUUGGGUGAAAAAUUAUCCUGUUUGUAUAUGACAGCUUUAUGUCAAGACAACGGUGUCAACGCUAGAUAUGUGGAUAUGUCGUUUAUUGUUCCUAGCGAUUAUGAAUGCAAAGAUGGUACCCUGGAUAACAGUUUCUACGCAUUUUUGGUCUCUGCAUUCAAAGAGAAGUUGGCACCACUGUUGGCAGAGAUAGAGAAGGGUACCAAAGUUAUCCCAGUUAUCACUGGUUUCUUCGGUAUUAUCCCAAUGGGUCUACUAAACGGUGUCGGCAGGGGAUAUACCGAUUUGUGUGCUGCAUUGAUUGCCGUGGCGUUGAAUGCUGACGAAUUACAAGUCUGGAAAGAAGUUGAUGGUAUUUUCACCGCUGAUCCACGUAAAGUUCCUCAAGCCAGACUAUUAGAAACGGUGACCCCAGAUGAAGCUGCAGAGUUAACUUAUUAUGGAUCAGAGGUCAUUCAUCCAUUUACUAUGGAGCAAGUCAUCAGAACUCAUAUACCGAUCAGAAUCAAAAACGUGCAAAACCCUAAGGGGAAUGGCACAAUAAUCUAUCCAAGUGAUCAAGCAAAAAAAGGCGAGUCUACUCCACCACAUCCUCCAGUGGCAUUAACUUCAUCCAUCUUCGAAUCUAAAAAGAAAGGAGCCACUGCUAUUACUACAAAAUCAGACAUUGUGGUAGUAAAUAUUCACUCUAAUAAAAAGACCUUAUCCCAUGGGUUUUUGGCAGAAAUGUUUUCUACCUUGGAUAAGUACAAGUUAGUUGUUGAUUUAAUUUCCACAUCAGAAGUUCACGUUUCCAUGGCAUUACCUGUUCCGGACUCGGACUCCCUAAAGGCUCUACGUGCUGCUGUUGUUGAACUAAAAAGACUUGGGACUGUUGAUGUCAUUAAGAAGAUGGCUAUCGUUUCUCUGGUUGGUAAACAAAUGAAACAAUUCAUCGGUAUUGCCGGUACCAUGUUCACUACGCUUGCUGAACAAAACAUUAACAUUGAGAUGAUUUCCCAAGGUGCUAAUGAAAUUAACAUUUCGUGUGUCAUUGACGAAAGCAACGCAGUUAGAGCUUUGCAAUCUAUUCAUGCCAAACUAUUGGAUGCUCCAUUAAAUGAGACCUUCGAUUCGGCUGUUAACGAAAGAUUAGAACAGAUCAAGCAAAUGGCAUUAUAG